Messenger RNA from Pimephales promelas (fathead minnow), 3139 nucleotides. It is a transcript of the gene sack1b, whose product is annotated as scaffolding CK1 anchoring protein B. The record is from RefSeq and is a predicted model, not a curated record. Gene Ontology annotation, molecular function: protein kinase binding. Gene Ontology annotation, cellular component: cytoplasm; membrane. Lineage: Eukaryota; Metazoa; Chordata; Actinopteri; Cypriniformes; Leuciscidae. Gene Ontology annotation, biological process: signal transduction.
GGUUUUUUUUUUUUUUUUUUUUUUUCUAAUUCUUCGGCUUGUGUCAUACCUCAUCUGCACUGGAACGACACAGGAUAGGAAUGCUAAGAGACCCUGCAUGAUGAUUUCCUCUUGAGUGGCGUUUGAGGGAUCCACAUCAUCACCGUGAUGGAAUCCGAUUUGUCACUGCUGUCCUCCUUAAAGGGAGAGUUCAAGGCAGAGGACUUCAUACAGCCGCAUUACAAGGAAGCGUAUCGGUUAGCCAUCGACUGCCUAGUCAAAGAGGGAGAAGUUUCUUAUCAAAAUUUCAUCAAAGAGGAAGGCAUAUGCAGUUUCCUCUCUGAGGAGGAAAUCAAGCACAUUACACAGAGCGCUGUACAGCCGCCCACGAGCAACCACUCGGAAGAAGCGGACUGUCCGCAGGCCGACACGUCCUCCACCGGCACAUACUGGCCCACACACUCAGACACGGACCCGCCGAACCUGGAGUUAGGCUGGCCAGAAGUCCCGCACCGAAGGCUUGAGACCAACAUCGACCUGCUCUUCCACCCGCCGAGGCAAAACAGCCCCACUAUCAAAGAAGUGAUUCGCAAACACAUACAGGAUGCCAGGCAGGUCAUAGCAAUCGCAAUGGAUGUUUUCACCGACGUGGACAUCUUUAAAGAAGUGGUGGAUGCCUCAGUCAGGGGUGUUCCUGUCUACAUUCUCCUCGACCAUAAUCACUUCAAAAGCUUCCUCACUAUGAUAGAAAAACAAGACGUCCAACUCCAGAAACUCAGGACUAUGAGGAUACGUACCGUGAAAGGCCAAGAAUACCUCUGCAGAUCUGGGGUGAAGUUCCACGGAGCAAUGGAGCAGAAAUUUCUUCUUAUUGACUGCCAAAAGGUGUUUUAUGGAUCAUACAGCUUCAUGUGGUCCUAUGAGAAGAUCAACCUCAGCAUGAUUCAGGUUAUAACAGGCCAUUUAGUGGAGACUUAUGAUGAGGAAUUUCGGACGUUAUACGCCCGAUCGACAAUCCCAGAUCCAUUUCAGACUUUCGGCGUGAACCAGUGUGAGAUGAAGCCCAAUGGCAAAAUGGACGGCUACUCGAUGCAUUCCACCAAGCCCUUUGAAAGGAAAGAUCAUUUAAGGCACACACUUGAUGCUGUUUACCGGCAAGCCUGUGAACGGAGAUCAGGGAUUUCGCCAUUGAGAGAGGUGGAAGAAAGGCCGGUUGUUACACCUCACGCUCGACUCCUACAAGACACCUCAGAGUUUUACAAAAGACACAGCUACGCGGGUGAACGUCAGGAGCCUGUGUAUCUGUCGAAACUGUCCAAGUUUGGCUCUAGUAACUGGAACGUGGCGGCAGAGAACAGCCGUUACAGUGGUUACUCCAACAACGUGGACAACCACUAUGAAAGUUACGUCACCAACCCGAUGUUCAGAGGCUCAAACAUGCGGCAGUCGUACCAUGGCCACGACAAACAAAUUCUCAACAUACGGCAAAACAUGCCCAGUUUAGCAAGCACUUCCAAGUCUUUCCUUCGGACGUGGAGGUUAGAGUCUUACCUCAACAACCACAAUGAUGCACCUUAUGGAGAGAACCACGAUUAUCUGGACCAAUACGAGGAUAAUAAAUUGGCUCCUCCGCAAACCUCUCGCAUCAGGUCAUCGUUUGUUUUCACGCCCACCAUACAGGAGCAACCAGAGAUGAACAGCUACUCCAAUAAUUCGUCGUCCUCCAACCACGAUCUGGCACGAAUUCAACCCAAUGCUCAGAUUUAUUCUUCAACACACUGGAAUCAGACAGCGCAGCAUGAUGACUUCAUGAAGAGGCGCAGUUUACAGAUUUUAGAAAACUCAGGGAGUAACGCAACCUAUAGCUCCGGAAGGGAUUCAAUAUAUGCAAGUUUAAACCGAGCCAAAAGUAGAUUUCCAAACAAUGAUCAAGAGGACAGACUCAAGAGGCACAGUUUGGCCGCUCCCAGGGGCAGUACAUGUAACAGUGACGCAAACGGGCCUUCCAGUUACAUGUAUGCAUCUUUGCCUAGAAAACAAAGAAACUGCAAUGCGUCUGUACAGGAGAAUCCCAGAAAUCAAGCGUACACGCCAAAUUUCAGCGAGGACCAAAGGUCCGUCUCUCAUUAUGAUUUCAAAAAGGCAGAUGAGAGCACAACUACCUCAUGGCAAGAUCCUCCUUUGAGGACUGUGUCCGCGUCGCUUCUGGACCAAGAGGACAGUCCGCCUUCGAAACCAAACAGUGUAUCGUCACAACGCUUCUUGAAAAAGAGCACCAAGAAAAUAAAAUCCCUUCUACACAUCCCACAAAAGGGGGACGGCUCAACGAAAGGAAAGAGUCUUAAAACGGGAGGCAGCACGGACACAAUUGUCUCGGAUUAUGAUGACACCGUGGGAGACAAGAAAAACCAUGGAAGCACUGCCAAUUCCUCCAAGUCUGUGGAGAGCAUCCGACUGAGGCGAGCGAAUGGGAAGAUCUCUGGGGAUGAAUGCCUGGCGGGAGAGACAUCCGCGCCUCGCUUUAGCACUGAAGAGCUUCAUCCGCCUCACACAGCUGCAAGUGUAGAGACUUCCAACACGCAGGAACAAACCUCGGUUAUCCCUCAGAAAGAGAAGACGGACUCGACACCAACAAGAUCAGAUCUGCCAAAGCAACAAGUAUCAGCAAACAGACUGUAUAGCAGAUUUGAGCCGCUUUGCUCAUUCGAACCCAGGCGUCCCGCAGCGGGCCAGCCUGCCUAUGUGUCUCCACAGAGCCAAGCAAGUGACAAAACAAGGAAUACGGUCUUUUUAAGAACACAACCAACGAAUGACCACAGCACUUAUACAUCACAGGGGCAAGACAACAGAUUCGGCCGGUUCAUUCAAAGGGUUGGAAAUUUGAUACACAAGAAUAAGUACUGAAAGUGAACUAGACUGACUAAAUGGAUUUGCAAACAUUGCACAAAUAAUUGUUUUCAAACUGUUUUCUCAAGCACUACCAAUCCCCUUCCAUUGGUCAGACUUACAGAUCGCCCUGCCUCUAACUUAUGGCAUUGAUUGAGCCAAGCUUGUUAUGUCAAACCGGUUGGGAUGCUUGUGCUGUUUCUUUCUUCAGUCGAAAAGAAAUGAAGGUUUUAGAUGAAAACAUUCCAGGAUUUUUCUCCAUGUAAUGGACUUC